This is a messenger RNA of Prosopis cineraria, 1495 nucleotides long. RefSeq lists its product as uncharacterized. The coding region runs from base 188 to 1180 and encodes 330 amino acids. Lineage: Eukaryota; Viridiplantae; Streptophyta; Magnoliopsida; Fabales; Fabaceae. The record is from RefSeq and is a predicted model, not a curated record. The transcript has a single exon.
UGGGGACCACGAACCACUGUAACCGGUGAUUGAAGAGAAGGCCUAGAAUCCCUAGAUAAAGGCUAAAAGCCUAGGAAAGCUGUCACUGCUUCGUUGCUUACUUUUUCUCUUCAUCAACCAAAACAUUUCCUAAAUAUUCAGCAAAGCGCGAGAUCUGAGGUGCCACCCAUAUUCUCCCAAUUCAACCAUGAGGGCGAGAGAAGCCAAGCCUGCUCCCUCCGCAGAUCUCUUAGUAUGUUUUCCUUCUAGAGCUCAUCUGACUCUCAUGCCCAAGCCCAUUUGCAGCCCUGCUAGGCCUUCUGACUCCACCAAACGCCACCUCAAGAAAUCCACCACCAGAAAUGGUGCUGGUGCUGGUCAGGCUAGUCCCAUGCUGUGGUCUAAAACCAAGUCUAUGGGCCCCGAGAUUGCCGAACCGACCUCUCCAAAGGUCACUUGUGCCGGUCAGAUCAAGGUCAGGCCGAAGACCGCUGCUUGCAGGAGCUGGCAAUCCGUGAUGGAAGAAAUAGAGAAAAUUCACCACAACAGAAAACAGAGGAAGCGCUCCAGCUGGGCCGACUCUUUCGGUUUCAAGAAGGAAAUUAUGCAGUUCUUGACUUGUCUACGAAGCAUAAAGUUCGACCUGCGAUGCUUUGGAUCAUUCCCUGAGGCGGACGCCACCUCUGAGGAGGAUGACGAAGACGAUGAGUAUCGGGAAAAUCAAGUAGGCAUAAAUGAAAGCGACAACGAAGCUUCGGGAACCGUCUUUUCCAAAUGGUUUAUGGUGCUGCAAGAGAAUCAAAAUACUGGGUUUCACAAAGAAGAUGCGAAGCAGAAAGGUGGGGUUGGGGAUGAUGGAUCAGAGGCCGAGCCCACUGUCCCUCCUCCGAAUGCACUAUUACUCAUGCGGUGCAGGUCGGCUCCGGCAAAAAGCUGGCUGCAAGAGAACAGAGGGGGGAAAAGUGCCGAGCAAGAAAAAGAAAAGGCCAAUGAUGAAAAAGUAGAUAAAGAGCAAAUAGAGCUGAAAAAAGGGAGGAGUUUGAAGUCAUUAAUGGACGAAGAGAAGAGAAAGAGAGAGAAUUUGGUGGUGAUGAAGUAUGACUCCGAUUUUUACGAAAUAUCUUCAGAUAUUGCCAAAGAGACCUGGAUUGUUGGGGGAAUAAGCGAUCCGUUGUCAAAGAGUCGAAGUUGGAAAAGAUGAUGAUCCCGGCCACGUCAUUGUUUUUUCUUCGGACGCACUGUUCUUUUCAAGUCGUUAGCUUUGAUUUACUGUGACGAGGUUUGUGCCAUUCUCUCCCCAAACUACGUUGGUGUGACCGCGGGGAGAUCUAAUAAUUAGUUCAAGUUUUAGCGUUUUUGGUUAUGAUUACUUGAUAUUAGUUAAUCGCAUGAUACCUGUACAGCUUUUAAAUUUCUUUUCCUAAGAUUUAAGUGGCAAGUUCGUGUAUGAAGUUGUUCGCUCUUUCUUGUAACGACUUGUGAAUUUAAACGAAUAUAUGUGAUUCUCUUUUCCGCA